AUGUCCAAGGAAAUUCAUGUUUCGAAGAAAUCUACCAAGAAGGCUAAAGAUCUUAGCCCUUCAUCUUUGGAAGGCUUGGUUAACCAGGUAUUCGAUAAGUCAAAGCAGCUUAACAUGUCUGUUAAGGAGCAGCGCAAACUUGUCCAGGAGUAUCUAAAUGCAAAGAUCGAGGAUAGUGAUGAUGUGGAGGAGGGAUAUGGUAGUGAGUCCGACUCUGAUAGCGAUUGCGAUUCCGAGGACGAUGAAUAUUCCGAUUUCGAAGGAGAUUCCUAUUCUGAAUCGGAGGAGGAAACGGAGGAGAGCAGCGAAGAAUCUGAAUCGGAGUCUAGUGAAGAUGAUGAAGAAGCCCCAACAGUGGCUUCUAAGAUACCUGAACGAAUCGUUAUUAAAACUCGCAGUGAUUACAAAAGUGAUCAAGAUGCCAAGAAGUCGGUGAGUUCUAGCAAGGUAAAAGAAGAAGAACCAGAUGUAAAUCACCUUGAGGCAUAUGUGACUCCAUCCAAAUCCUCUACCCAACCUGCAUCCCGCAUACAGCGUCGAGUAAGCAUGGCCGGUGCCUUGGCUGCCCCUUCAGCAAGCAAUUCCUUGGCUAAUACUGAAGGAAAUCCAAAGCCUUCCAAAUCAGAAAAGGCCUAGACCACUUCGAUAGCAAAUGACGUGAAAGCAGGCAAGUCUGGAAAUACAAGAA
This is a messenger RNA of Drosophila eugracilis, 688 nucleotides long. RefSeq names its product bifunctional lysine-specific demethylase and histidyl-hydroxylase NO66. The transcript has a single exon. Lineage: Eukaryota; Metazoa; Arthropoda; Insecta; Diptera; Drosophilidae. Bases 1 to 636 code for a protein of 211 amino acids. The record is from RefSeq and is a predicted model, not a curated record.